GUCCUAUUUAGACUGAAGACAGACACGAUGUAAAAGCUCUUGGUGGUUCCUGAAACAUGCAUCUGAUCUUUUCGUUUUAUUAACAACUAACUUUAGCUAAGUGGGAACUAUUCCAAAGCUGUGCAUGCUCACAGCUUCUUCUAUCAAAUAUUUAACUGCUUGAUAGAAGACGGACACGCCUUUCAUAGUUUGGUUUGAUCAUUUACCAUCAGUCUCCAGACAGAGCAGGAUGAAUUGCACCCAACCUAAUGUCUCACACUUCAGGGUUCAAGGGGAUUCUGAGGCAAACUGCACAGUCCCAGGUGAAGAUGAAAGUCACACGAUCCUUCUGGUCAUCUAUUCUGUGGUUCUGCUCUGCGGCACAGUCAGCCUGAGCCUCACGGUGUACAUCUUGAAAUCCCAUACGACAUCUUCCACCUCCGUCGCUGUCCUCAACCUCAUCUUCGCCCACUUUAUCUUCCUCAUCACCGUGCCGUUCAGAAUUUACUACUAUGCGACACAUCGUUGGUACUUGGACUUCGAGUGGUGUAAAAUUGUAAGCGCCAUGAUUCAUGUCCACAUGUACAUGUCUUUUAUGCUGUAUGUAGUCAUCCUUGUCACCCGUCUGUUGCCGUACUACUACCGAGGUGCACGAGUGACAUCGUUUAGUAGCAUGCAUGCGCUCAUUGCCAGCGUUUUGGUAUGGAUCAUUGUACUAGUCACAGUUCUUUUGGUCAUUCGUUUUGUAUACGCCAAGGAUGACAAGAUAUGUCCGCAGGUAUGUCAGCAUUGCUUCCGUUUUGCUCACUGCAUGGCGUCCGUCAAAGGGCUGAACUACUUUUUGAGCACAUUGAUCAUUCUGGUGACUGUGGUGCUGACAGUCCUCCAAGCCAACGUCCUGUUGGUUUUAUACAGGAAGUACCGCGCGAAAUGCUCCUCUCAGCAGGACUUCGAAGCCCAACUCAAGAGCCUCUUAUUUGCCCUGAUCAUGUUUUUCUGCAACGUUCCCUACCACAUGUUCCGACUGUACUACAUCGAGCACUCCGACCUGGAAAAUAUCAACGAGGUGCUCUUGGGUCUGACCACUUUAAACUGUUUGGACAUGCUGACCUUCCUGGGUAGAAGAACUUGCAUUAUGUGCUUCCCAGGAAGUGGUAGAUGAAACCCUAACCCACAACAAACUUUGCAGACAGCUGGAAAGAUCACGUUGUGUUGUCUUUGUUUAUUUUUCUAUAGCUUUGCACCCAAAUCAAGUGAGUUUAGAUUUUGUACUGACACAGUCAGUAAGCUAAAGGCUAGUCCAAGAGGCACUUCUGCAAUUGAAAUUUUAUAGACCCUUUUACUGUCUGUAAACAAUAUGACGUCAGCGAGAAUGCACGCGCAGCUUGGCAACAGAGAAUGGCGUUGUUUCAGGCUUUAUCAAGCUACGCUGCAGGGUUAUCACCGGCAAAUCUUGAAUGUUACAUUAUUAAAGUCACUUUAACGAAUGGCAACAGACUCCCGGAUCCCUGUGGCAUUACAGAAUGGGUGGAAGAUGUAGGUGCGUGGCCAGAUAUCCAGUGGCCCGAUAUAUGUACGUUUUUAGUGGAGAGGCCCAGUAAGUACACACGUGAGAAGCUACGGGCAUACAAAUCGUUAGAUGCAUACAACUAUGUUGUCUGUGGCCACGUACAGAAAGUAAAAUAUCACGACAUAGACUCUGAGUUUUGCGUCUUGAAGACAGAAGUCCUUCCUAGCCAAAGACAAGGACACAAGACCGCUAUGUACGAGGCUUGGGUCAUAGUAAACAAACCAGAGAACUACGUCUUCACAGCCAACUGUACCUGCAUGGCAGGGUGAGUAUAGCAUAGGUUUCUUUUUUUAGCGUGCUCAGAGUACAAUCGUGUUAAUUUUAGAGAAAUACAGUUUACACUAAUAUGCAGUGGGAAAAUACAGAUGAAUUAGAGUGAAAUGUUAAUUUGAAGCAUGAAAUAAAGCGUAUAAAUUUGUGUAAUUCUGUCAUUUUGAUGUUCCAGACUUGGGUCAUGCUGCAGCCACGCAGCAGCAAUUUUAUUCAAAGUUGAGCUUUGUGUUAGGAUGGGAAAAACAGAAAAGGCUGCAGUUACAUCUCAGGCAUGUGCAUGGAAAGACCUGAGCAGGAAAAAUGUAGAACUUCGGAAUUCUGUAAAGUUUCAGUCCACUGCUUGAAGAGGAGCGAUUCUGGCAUCCAUACACGCAACAACCCGACAUUUUUAUGUGCUCAGAACUUCAAAACAAUAGGUUUAGUGUGAACGAGGAAGCCUUCACUCGUUGCCAGGCUGCGCGCGCAACUUUUGAUGACGUAGGUAGUAAAAGGGUCUAUAAACCUUGAUAUGCUGGUGAAGUUUCGCAGUCAGCCAGUUCACGGUAAUCUGAAGGGCUUUGAAUGAAGGCGACUGGACUUCUUUGGUUUCUUGAAGACGUUUUGCUUCUCAUCCGAGGAAUUUUGUUAAUUCUGACUGGAAUAUGGGAGCGCCAAGCUUUAAACAGUAAAUGUCUGUUGUUCCUUAAUGAGCUGAAACUAGCUACGAAUACCCCCCGCCUUACUCCUCGAGGAGCCAUUGAUGCCGUUAGGUCCCAUUGUGUUGGAAUAGUUGUUUUGAUUAGAUGCAGGAGAGUGUGACCUUCACUGAAGCUGUUUUGGAAAAUUUCUAUGACAAACGGGAAAGACCCACAUUAAAAAGUCUAGCUCACACCCUCCAUCUAAUAAAAACAACCAUUACAACACAAUAGGGUCAAACAACAUCGAUGACUCCUUGUGGAGUGGGUAGAAGUGGGGUAUUCAUAGGUAGUUUCAGCUCAACAAUAGACAGUUACCGUUUAAAGCAACUCUCCCAUUUUCCAGUCAGAAUUGACUCCUCCUUGGAUGAGAAGCAAAAUGUCUUUAAAAAAACCAAACAAGUUCAGCUGCCUUCAUUCAAACCUCUUAGGAUAAACCUUGAUAUUUCAGUCAGUUUUAUGAUGCCGUUACUGUAUUUACAAGGAUUGUUUUAUUUAACAAGUAGGUGAAGGCAUGCUGAGGUACUUCUGGUGCAGCCUGUGAGACUUCCAGUUGAAACGUUAUAAUUUUUCACGUGGGAUAUUUGUAUAGCACGAAGCUGAUGGAGAUUAUUCUAAAUAAGUUUUUAUGGAAACUGAUAUCAAACUGGAAACUUAAAUCUGUUUCAGUCUUUGUUGCACAUGGACUAAAUGUUUUUAACACUUUUAGCAGAACGCCACCUCUUAAUAAAAACUGUUUAAGAAUUGUUUUCAUUAAGAAACUAUAUUAUUUUUAUAAAGUUGCUGUUUUUUAUUUUCUUUAAAGUACUUUUUAUAUUGCGUGACGAUUAUGUAAAGAUAAACAAAAACUAUGAAAAAAGAUGGUCUGCUUCUAAAAUCAUUAUUUUAUUAUUGCUUUGCUCAUUUUUAAAUAAACUGUGUUUAUUUGUCUGAAAUAAAAACAGGCAGGAAAUGGUCACGUGGACUUGACUCGCACUAGAUUAAAUCCUCCCAUCUGCUGGAUUUUCUUUUUACUACACAUGGUUCAGGUGUGGGAUUGGUAGACCAAUGGAAAGUGGAAGUAAAAAUUUAUUUUGUUUAAAUUUUUCUUUUUAAAAAUAUGUAAACAGAGAUUCUGCAAAAAGUAGUUUAAAUUUAAAAUUCACCUUGUGGAUAAAGCUGUUCAGUUUUAUACCUGGGAAGGAAAGUAAAUAUAUUUUUUUUCCACCAAGAUUU
This is a messenger RNA of Nothobranchius furzeri (turquoise killifish), 3711 nucleotides long. It is a transcript of the gene gpr141, whose product is annotated as G protein-coupled receptor 141. Gene Ontology annotation, cellular component: membrane. NCBI's taxonomy places the organism in Eukaryota, Metazoa, Chordata, Actinopteri, Cyprinodontiformes, Nothobranchiidae. The record is from RefSeq and is a predicted model, not a curated record. Gene Ontology annotation, molecular function: G protein-coupled receptor activity; oxysterol binding. Gene Ontology annotation, biological process: G protein-coupled receptor signaling pathway.